AUGGGCAAGAAGCGAGGUGUUGAUACCCCUCCUCUUGCUCCAGGUACUACUGUCCUAGUCCGUGUAGCCCAGCGUAAUAAGCUGGACGUUGGCGUUCGUAUCGGUCACAUUGUUGAUGUUAUUAACCCUUCUCAUGAUGGAUAUGUUAGGCGUUACAAGAGGAAUGUUGAGGGCAACUUUUUAGUCCUUUAA
Messenger RNA from Perkinsus marinus ATCC 50983, 192 nucleotides. RefSeq lists its product as hypothetical. The record is from RefSeq and is a predicted model, not a curated record. NCBI's taxonomy places the organism in Eukaryota, Perkinsozoa, Perkinsida, Perkinsidae. Bases 1 to 192 code for a protein of 63 amino acids. The transcript is spliced from 2 exons.